Messenger RNA from Planococcus citri (citrus mealybug), 2806 nucleotides. It is a transcript of the gene Rab10, whose product is annotated as RAS oncogene family member Rab10. The record is from RefSeq and is a predicted model, not a curated record. Gene Ontology annotation, biological process: cellular response to insulin stimulus. Lineage: Eukaryota; Metazoa; Arthropoda; Insecta; Hemiptera; Pseudococcidae. Gene Ontology annotation, molecular function: GTP binding; GTPase activity. The transcript has 5 exons. Gene Ontology annotation, cellular component: Golgi apparatus; recycling endosome; insulin-responsive compartment. The coding region runs from base 189 to 791 and encodes 200 amino acids.
UUAGCGAAUGACAAUGACCGAUAGUCCGAUAUCGGAAUUAUUUGUAUAGAUUUUAUUUUUUCGUAAUAAGUUUAUGAUCAACUUACUCGAAAGCAGUUGAUGAUAAAAACUGAAAUAAUUACGGUUAAAUGUCAAGUAUUUAGUUUCCAUCCAUAUUUUAUUUGUAAGUAAAUUUAACGUACUAAAAUAUGGCUAAAAAAACUUACGAUUUAUUGUUCAAAUUACUCUUAAUUGGAGACUCGGGUGUUGGAAAAACCAGCAUAUUAUUCAGAUUUUCUGACGAUGCUUUUACGACUACGUUCAUUUCAACUAUAGGUAUCGAUUUCAAAAUAAAAACAGUCGAAUUAAGAGGCAAAAAAAUCAAGCUACAAAUAUGGGAUACAGCAGGUCAAGAACGUUUCCACACUAUUACAACUUCGUACUACAGAGGUGCUAUGGGCAUAUUAUUAGUGUACGAUAUAACAAAUGAGAAGAGUUUUGAGAAUAUAGUGAAAUGGCUUAGAAAUAUUGAUGAGCAUGCUAAUGAAGACGUAGAGAAAAUGAUAUUAGGAAAUAAAUGUGAUAUGGAAUCAAAAAGGGCUGUGAGCAAGGAGAAAGGCGAAGCGAUUGCACGAGAACAUGGUAUUCGAUUCAUGGAAACGUCGGCUCGAUGUAACACGAACAUUAAUGAUGCAUUUAUGGAAUUGACUUCGUCCAUUUUAAAUAAAACUACAGGUAGAGAUCCCACCGAAGCUCCGGACAGGGUUACCAUAGACAGGCGUAAUGAGAAAACCACAAAUAGGUGCUGUUAACCGGUUAUGUAUUUGUCGUCGAUACUUUUAAGGUCUUUCAAAACGCUUUUCUAUUUUACCAAUAUCCUCAUUUUAUUUUUCGUCUCGCCCAAAUUUUUAUCGAAUAUUUACGAACGAAUAUUUUUUCUGUGAUGGCUGGUAAUGUUCACGUUUUAACGCAUAAAUAUAAUGGGAUAGGCUAUUAUACAUAAAAUUCGCUGAUUAUUAUGAUUUUUUUUUUUCGAUUUAGCGCCAAGUAAGUCUUACAUUGAAUGCUUUUUUAGAUUUUUUUUCUUAUCGAUCAUAAUUUUUACUUGUUUUUCAAUCAGUUUUUUUUUUUUCGUUUUUACAUGUAGCAGGCAACAUUCUACCUGCUUUGUUAUUAAUUUUUGUACUAUUCUUACUUAAAAUAAGGAAGUAGUUCUUUUUUUUUCUGAAAACAUCACUUUGUAAAGUAUUCGUCGUUCAUUCUGUAUUUCGUAUUCUAACCCAGUCGUUUUAAUUCACGCGAAAUUUUCAGAAUAAUUUAGUUCAUUGGUUUCCAAUACAUAUUUUAUUUUAAUUUAUUUUGCGAUAACGUAAAAACGUAUAAAAACGAGUCCAUUCAAGUAUUUUCCUGCUAAACAAUGUUCAUUACCGAUGAAUGGAACGUGAGUGUCCGAUGUUUUUUCUGUAAUGGAUUCGCAUAUUCUUAUUUUCAUUUAAGCUGUAUUGACCGUUGUUUUCUUGCAAUAAUGAGUUAAUAAGUUUGAUUUAGUUGAAAUUUUUACGUGGUAUGAACCCAUACUUUACUGUGUCAGUCUUAGACUUGAACUAGAGUAGGAUUCGUCUUUGUAUAGCACGCAUCUGCUUCAUUCAUUACGCUUCUAUUAUAAAUUCUUUCUACGGUUUUGAUUUGGAAUGAAUAUUGAAUAGGUAAUUGGAGCUCGUUUUUGAGUAAUCUGUUUUACUGAACGGAGUUACUUCGCCUGAGACAUUAUUAUUAAAAACUGGUGAUCAGUAUCAUCUGUGUAUUCUUAGAUUGGUACUUCGAGUUUUAAUUGAAUUGAACUCUUUUGUCUAUGUAAUUUUAUAUGGCCAACGAGACGUAAUAAAGGCGGUAGCAUAACCACCAGCGAUAAAUACAUUUUCGCGAAACAUUUUUUCAGCGUAUUUUUUCCCUUGCUCGCGAGAUUUAUUGGUACAUAUUAAUAUUCUUUUUGAACGCUUAGUACUCCGUGUAAAUUGUACAUUAAACACGCAUCCAUUUUUCUUUCUUUUUUUCCCCCUCAAACCGAAGUUAUGUAAGUGUUGAAAUGAUGUAAAAUCUCGAAUAAAUGAAUUUAAAAGCAAUGAAAACAUAUCAAUUCUGUUUGUAGUGUUAUUGUAAUAAUCAAUCAUGAUUGAAACAUGUCUUUUAAAAAAUCUUUAUUCAUUAAAAUUUAUGUCCGAAAAAUUUUAUAUCACGCUGGGUGAGAAAAAAAUCUCGACCGUUGAAUUGUUUUUAUACGAUUUUAUAAAUUUGUAUUUUUUUUUAAAAACCGUAUUAGCCUAAUUUAUAUAUUUUUUAGACAAUUUAAUAUUUUGAAAGGAAUUGGGAUUUUCGUGACGUGUAUUUAAUUCAGAGGCUUAGGGACCAAAAUAUGCGGUGUCGAUGAGUUGAAAAUCCUAUUCACAAAUUAUUACAAAGGUGGUUGUUGAAAGGUUGUUUAUUUUUUGUUAGUAGUAUUCCCUGAUGUGAAAAUUAAUUUUAUGAAAUAAUGUUUUUUAAUGUUACAAAAUUGUAAUUAUGGUAUCGAUUUUUAAAUCAAUAGGAUUAUCAAGGCCUUUAUAUUACAUUUUGUAGAAAUUAUCAUUUUUCUAUUAACAUAACUAAUGUAUAUUACAUUUUUAUUCUACAUACGUUCGAAAUAUUCGCCUUUUUCAUUAACAUGUGCUGUAAAUAUUUGUAAAAGCCUUAUAAAUGCAUAGGUUCAAUGCAUUUUACCAAAUAAACUUGUAAAUAAUCAUUCAUUAUGUAAUUCUCAAUAUACGUAUGCAAUGGCAUGUAUCCUUCA